This is a messenger RNA of Trichosurus vulpecula (common brushtail), 2112 nucleotides long. RefSeq names its product actin related protein 2/3 complex subunit 2 (gene ARPC2). Gene Ontology annotation, cellular component: actin cytoskeleton; Arp2/3 protein complex. Gene Ontology annotation, molecular function: structural constituent of cytoskeleton; actin filament binding. Lineage: Eukaryota; Metazoa; Chordata; Mammalia; Diprotodontia; Phalangeridae. The transcript has 10 exons. The coding region runs from base 353 to 1255 and encodes 300 amino acids. The record is from RefSeq and is a predicted model, not a curated record. Gene Ontology annotation, biological process: Arp2/3 complex-mediated actin nucleation; actin filament polymerization.
GGAAGUGGCCGGCUAGAGCCGGGGCUGGGCGGGGACCGGGGGCGCUCGGUGAGGCGGUAGCGGCGGCGGCGGCGGCGGCGGCGGCGGCGGCAGCGGCGGCUCCUCGGCGGAAGGUGCAGACCGGGUCCGGGCGGCCAGGUCGCCGAGCCGGGAGGGCAGGGGAGGAGGGCUCGAGCCGCUGCGCUUGUGUGGAGGCGUGCGCCCUGCCCCCUCCCCCCUCACCCCGCUCCCUCUCCCCACCUCCCCGUCCCGGUCGGGGGACAGCCUCGCGGCUCCCUCCUUCCCUCCCUUCACCCCUCACCCGCCCUCUCUCCUUCCCCCACCCGGGGCAGCCCCCGCAGCCGCCGCCGCCAUGAUCCUGUUGGAGGUGAACAACCGUAUCAUCGAGGAGACACUCGCGCUCAAGUUCGAGAACGCGGCCGCCGGAAACAAACCAGAGGCAGUAGAAGUAACAUUUGCAGACUUUGAUGGAGUCCUUUAUCAUAUUUCAAAUCCCAAUGGAGACAAAACAAAAGUAAUGGUCAGUAUUUCUUUGAAAUUCUACAAGGAACUGCAAGCACAUGGAGCUGAUGAGUUGUUGAAGAGGGUAUACGGAAGUUUCUUGGUAAAUCCAGAAUCAGGAUACAAUGUCUCUUUGCUAUAUGACCUUGAGAACCUGCCUGCAUCAAAGGACUCCAUCGUGCAUCAGGCUGGAAUGUUGAAACGAAACUGUUUUGCCUCUGUCUUUGAGAAAUACUUCAAAUUCCAGGAAGAGGGAAAGGAGGGAGAAAACAGGGCAGUAAUCCAUUACAGAGAUGAUGAGACAAUGUAUGUUGAGUCUAAGAAGGAUCGAGUCACCGUUGUCUUUAGCACAGUAUUUAAGGACGAUGAUGAUGUGGUGAUUGGAAAGGUGUUCAUGCAGGAGUUCAAAGAAGGUCGCAGGGCUAGCCACACAGCUCCACAAGUCCUCUUCAGCCACAGGGAACCCCCUUUAGAGCUGAAAGACACAGAUGCCGCCGUGGGCGACAAUAUCGGCUAUAUCACUUUUGUGCUGUUCCCCCGCCAUACCAAUGCUAAUGCUAGAGACAACACCAUUAACUUGAUUCACACAUUCCGGGAUUACCUGCACUAUCACAUCAAAUGCUCUAAGGCCUAUAUUCACACAAGAAUGCGGGCAAAAACAUCUGACUUCCUCAAGGUGCUGAAUCGUGCACGCCCAGAUGCAGAGAAAAAGGAAAUGAAAACAAUCACGGGGAAGACAUUUUCAUCCCGUUAAACUCAUGGGAACAGAAGGAGUAGGAGGCUGACAACAGAAGGCUGGAGCACUUGCUACCGGAUAAUCGUAGCUUUUAAUGUUGCACCUCUCCAGAUUCUAAAGGAAUGCUCCCAUUUUGGUUCUAUUUUGUACACGUUUGGAAAAUAAUCUGCAGAAUCGAGCUGUGCUUGCAAGGACUUCAUAGUUCCCGAGAAUUUAAAAAAAAAAAAAAAGAAUUCCACUUUGAUCAAUUGAGUUCCUUUUCUUUAUCUCUCCCUCACCACCACCUCCUCCUCCCUUCUCUCACCCUCUUUCCAAGCUGUUUCGCUUUGCAAUACGUUACUGGUAAUGAGUUGCAGGAAAUACAAUAUUAACUUGUUUUUCUCCUAAGUAUUUGAGUUUAAAACUCCUGUAUCUAAAAAUACGGUUGGGGUCAUUAAUAAAGAAAAAUCUUUCUAUCUUAAACAAGAAGUUGGUGAAUUUCUGAUCUGAUUGCAAGGCAGAGGGCCCUGGGAAGGGGAGCCUAAUCCAAUGAAAAGAAUACUAGAUUUGAACUUAGAAACUGAUUCUCCAAAGACCGUAACAGACUGACUCUGUUGCUUGCGGUGAUUUUGGACAAGUCACUAAACCUCUCUGGGCCUCAAUUUCCUCCUCUAUAAAACAAGAGUGUUGGACUAAAACCUCUGGUGUCCCUUCCAGCUCUAAAGCUAUGGUUCUAGGAUGUUGGAUUUGAGGCCUAACUUGCCUUGAACCACUGGUGCCCCAGUGGGAAAUCUGCAAGCAUAAAAGAUACCUCAGGAACAUGUAUAUUACAUAUGAUAGGGAAAGGUAGUUAGCUAAUAAAGCUAUUGAGAGUAAUCUUAGAGCAGGGUUAGGGA